This is a messenger RNA of Dendroctonus ponderosae (mountain pine beetle), 966 nucleotides long. Its product is annotated as oxygen-dependent choline dehydrogenase-like. The transcript has 4 exons. NCBI's taxonomy places the organism in Eukaryota, Metazoa, Arthropoda, Insecta, Coleoptera, Curculionidae. Gene Ontology annotation, molecular function: flavin adenine dinucleotide binding; oxidoreductase activity, acting on CH-OH group of donors. The record is from RefSeq and is a predicted model, not a curated record. The coding region runs from base 1 to 966 and encodes 321 amino acids.
AUGAGUCUUGACAGGUACGAAAUGAAAUGGAGUAUUCCAUAUGGAGUAGCCUUUUCUCCAUUAAACUACUGGAAAAAGCGAUCCACGAAUCCCAACUUGCAAAGCUUCAGGGCAGUUGAUUUAAAUAGUCAGUAUUAUGGUACAUACGACUUCAUAAUUGUCGGGGGUGGAGCGGGUGGAGGAGUACUGGCUAAUCGUCUUACCGAAAUAGAAAAUUUCACAGUUCUUGUGGUUGAAGCUGGCAAAGUAGAUCCGCCAAUAUCUAGAAUAACUGGCCUAGCCGCCUAUUUAAGGAAUUCUGACUGGAACUGGGGAUAUUGGAGCACGGUCCAAACCAAAGGGUGCUUAGGAGGCGGCAGCAGCAUAAACUGGGCUAUACACGUAAGAGGUAACGCAGCUGACCUUGAUAAGUGGGAAGAUCUCGGAAACAGUGGCUGGUCUUAUAGUGACUGUCUACCAUAUUUCAAAAAAUCUCAAUUUGGCAAUUCUUCCGUUGAUAUUGACACGGAUUAUCAAGGAACCGACGGUCCACAGUCUAUUACUGUGGCUGAAGAUACACCGACAUUGACGCAAGAGAUAAUAAACGCCUUUACAGAACUUGGCAAAACCGAAGGCGAUUAUAACGGAGCAGAUCAAUACAAUGUUGGACGCAUUCAAUAUUUCCAGAAGUACAAUGUUCGGUCAACAACGGCCAAUGCUUAUGUGCGUCCAGUUCUAAACAGGACUAAUUUGGAGUUAAUUUUCGACGCUUUGGUCACUAAGAUAGAUAUUUCCAAUAAUACUGCGACGGGAAUCCAAUUUUGGCAAAAUGGAACUCUUUAUUCGGCUACAGCAAGCAAAGAAGUCAUUCUGUCGGCAGGCGCUAUUGGUUCCCCACAACUUUUACUGCUCUCCGUGAUUGGCCCACAAGAGGAAUGGAACAUAACAUCACCACUUUGGUGGAUUUACCAGUGGGUAAAAAUCUGA